Molecule: messenger RNA, 2607 nt
Organism: Protopterus annectens (West African lungfish)
Lineage: Eukaryota; Metazoa; Chordata; Ceratodontiformes; Protopteridae
Gene: ATP6V0D1
Product: ATPase H+ transporting V0 subunit d1
Exons: 8
Coding region: 128-1192 (354 amino acids)
Biological process (GO): proton transmembrane transport; vacuolar acidification; vacuolar transport
Cellular component (GO): plasma membrane proton-transporting V-type ATPase complex; proton-transporting V-type ATPase, V0 domain; lysosomal membrane
Molecular function (GO): proton-transporting ATPase activity, rotational mechanism
Source: RefSeq, a predicted model, not a curated record
AAUAGGAGGGUCACGUGCUUUAGUCUGCUUUGCAACAACCGGGUUCCUGUUUCCCUGUGUUGGUGUUAGUUGCUUUAUUCUGUACUAUUCACUUUUUAGUCUGGCAGUUUAAGUAUAUAGCUGCUAAAUGCCUGCUAUGUCGUCGUUCCCUGAAUUGUAUUUUAAUGUUGACAACGGGUAUCUGGAAGGCCUGGUGCGGGGGUUUAAAGCUGGAAUUUUACUGCAGGCAGAUUAUCUGAAUCUAGUCCAGUGUGAAACACUGGAAGAUUUAAAGUUACAUCUUCAAAGUACGGAUUAUGGCAACUUCCUGGCAAAUGAAGCCUCACCUCUCACUGUUUCUGUUAUUGAUGACAAACUGAAGGAGAAGAUGGUAGUGGAAUUCCGGCACAUGAGAAACCACGCAUAUGAGCCGUUAGCCAGCUUCCUCGACUUUAUUACGUACAGCUACAUGAUUGACAAUGUAAUACUACUGAUCACUGGAACAUUACACCAACGUUCCAUAUCCGAGUUGGUUCCAAAGUGCCAUCCAUUGGGAAGCUUUGAACAGAUGGAAGCUGUGAACAUAGCUCAAACACCAGAAGAGCUGUAUAAUGCCAUCUUGGUCGACACUCCCCUUGCUGCUUUUUUUCAGGACUGCAUAUCUGAACAAGACCUUGAUGAAAUGAAUAUUGAAAUAAUACGAAACACAUUGUACAAGGCAUACCUGGAAUCCUUCUACAAGUUCUGCAAGUCACUAGGAGGUACAACAGCUGACACAAUGUGCCCCAUUUUAGAGUUUGAAGCAGACAGAAGAGCCUUCAUUAUCACCAUUAAUUCAUUUGGAACAGAACUGUCUAAGGAAGACAGAGCCAAGCUCUUCCCCCAUUGUGGCAGAUUGUACCCAGAAGGCCUUGCACAAUUAGCAAGAGCAGAUGAUUACGAUCAAGUCAAAGUAGUUGCUGACUACUAUCCUGAGUAUAAAUUGCUGUUUGAGGGAGCUGGCAGCAAUCCAGGAGACAAGACCCUAGAAGAUCGAUUCUUUGAGCAUGAGGUAAAGCUAAAUAAGCUGGCUUUUCUCAACCAGUUUCACUUUGGUGUUUUUUAUGCUUAUGUGAAGCUGAAGGAACAGGAGUGCCGGAAUAUCGUAUGGAUUGCAGAGUGUAUUGCCCAGAGGCACCGAGCCAAAAUCGACAACUACAUUCCUAUCUUCUAAACAUCCUUUCCUUAUGUGUUUACUCAUAUUGUACAAGUUUAACUAAAAAGAAUUGUUUAAAAAUGGCUAGUCAAGUCUCCAGCAAUGCGAGAGGAAUGUUGGGAACGUUGAUUUUAAAUGUGAUUGAGCUGCUUUCCUUUAAAUAUCUUUGAGAUUUGGAUUCACUAGUCCAUUUCUUCACUUUGUUUGAUGGAGCACUGAAUUAAUUUGUGCUAGUUUAUUUCAUAGCCAUACUUAAAUGACUAUUCUCAUUUCCAUAAUUUAUCCAUUUCUUUAAAAAUGUGCCGGUAUGCAUCAAGUGUUUAAUCUCUUCUCCUACCACAGUAAUGUACUUGCUGACUACCUGUAUGUGUAUAUUUAAAGAGGUUGUCUGAAAACCUGCGCAAGAUGUUAUGCAAAAAACUGAAAAGGACUGCAGUUUAGUCCAUUUUGGUUUUAAUCAUUUAUAAAGCAGUAAGAGGCUUUACGACAUAAAAUAAGAUUAGUCCAUACUUUUAAAAAAACAUGUAUGACAUUAUACACGUGGAGUGAGUUGCUUCUGUAAAUUUAAUGCAGGUCCUGCUGGCAUGCCAGACAUAGAGGAAAUGUAUGCAUAUUGCUGUGAAUUUAUAGCUUAUUGAAAAGCUCAGUAUACAAAUCCUAUUCAAAAUUUCCAAAGCACUCCCCCUUUUCAGCUCUUAAAAAUUCCUCUAUUUAUUUUGUGUUAGGAUACUCUUGUGCUCUUUAAGUGCAAUUUUUUAUUUUGUUUGAUGAUCGUUUGGCUGAUGAGUGACGUUAUCAUUUGCUGUUGAUAUGAACGGUAUUAAAUGCAACAUUCACUGUAUUUGGGCAUUCCCAAUUUGUAUUUGUUCUACAGUUCUAGUACUGUACUUGUUUCUGAAUGUUUACAUGUUUAAUAUAUGUGUUAUAUGUGGGACAUUUUCAUUUAUUAGAUGAAACUUGCAGAGGUAAAUGUAUUCAAAUAGCUGUCUUAAUUCCACAGUACAAUGAAGCAUGUCCAGUACUUUUUCCAUUGAAAACAAGUAUGCACAAAAAUGUUCGAAAGUGUUAUUUUUCCUUAUUUGACUUGCAUGCUAUUGAACAAUAUUGUGGCAGAAAUAAUUUUUCACAUUCUGAUUCUAAGAUGUUUGACUGGCCCGACCUAUGUACAAGUUCCACACUAAUGCAGUAAUAAAAUAUUACUCUGCUAAUGUAAAGUAUAAUGCUAAUGUAAAGUAUAAUAGAAUAAUGUAACAGAAGGAUAGAGGUGCAAUCACUUCACUGGAAUUUAGUAAUGUUAAGUAUGGUAGCAGGCAGAAGGUCCAUGUGGAUUUAUGUAUUCUGUAAAUCCAUAAAGUAGAAUAGUAAUUGGAAUUAAAUGUUUUUACUAAAUAGUGACAAUGAUAGUACAUAUUAAAAGGAAAUUUCCAUUUAAA